CUUCCAUCUAGUGCGCCGCGUGAGAUAUCGGCGGAGAUGGUGCGCGAUGGCGGACGGUGAUAGAUGUGCUCGGCAAUACAGCUCUUGGGGCUUCUUCCGCGAACCCCGAACGUCCAAGGCGUGGUAAUUCAUAAUAAUGCGGGGAAGGAAAGAUGGAGAGGAUCAAGGCUCGGUAAUAUCAAUCACAAAGAUCUGAAAUCGUUCGGCUGUUUUUGAUACGCGCAAACUCUUGAUACCAACACAAUGGCACCGUCACGGACAGACGACCCUCUCCCCAGUUUCAGUCAAGCCAGUAUUACUAGCGAAACGUACAAGGGCCCUCCGCGAAAUAUUGAAAACAUCAAUGCCAUCAAUUUCGAUAAAGCACUACAGCCCAAAGACUACAACAUUCUAGGGACGCAUCCCGAAUCAAAGAUUCUCUUCACCGAUGUGAAGAUCCUCGACUCUACCGGGAAAGAGCCAUACCAAGGUGAUGUUCUUAUUGAAGGAGAGAGGAUUACCAAGGUUGGCACAGUGCCGAAUGUCGAGAGUUUAAAGAAGAACCCGAAGGUCAGGGUGUUUCAUGGCCGUGGAAGAACACUCAUGAGUGGUCUUGGUGAUGCACAUACCCAUUUCACUUGGAAUGGAGGUGAUUUGAAUCGUCUUGGAGAGCUAGGAGUCGAGGAGCAUGUUUUGUUGACGGCAAGAAGUGCACAAUGCUACAUUGACUCAGGCUACACCAUGUGCUUCGGGGCUGCAUCUGCAAAGGAAAGGUUGGAUAUAGUAAUCCGUGAUGCCAUUAAUGCAGGCGAUAUCCCAGGUCCUCGAUACCUCGCGAAUGGGAAGGAGAUGGCUCGAAGAGAUGGAGACCUCGUGGCUGGAAUCACCGCGUAUGCUGAUGGACCAGACGAGAUGCGAGAGGUGAUUCGACAUCAUGUGAACCUUGGAGUGGACCAGAUUAAGCUCAGUAUGAGUGGAGAACAGAUUACCGAAAUCAGAUCUGCUCAGGAUUGCUACUUCACAGACGAAGAGACGGCAGCUUGCGUGGAUGAAGCACACGGACUUGGCAAGAGGCUUUGUGCACAUGCAAGAGCCAGGGAUUCGGUCAAGAUGUGUGUUAGACAUGGUGUGGAUGUCAUUUACCACGCUUCAUACAUCGAUGACGAGGGAAUGGAUAUGUUGGAAGCCAAGAAAACGAAACAUGUUGUUGCACCAGGAAUAAAUUGGCUCAUAGCUACUCUGAACGAUGCCGAAGCCUUUGGUUAUCCAAAAGAGAAGGCAGAACAGGUUGGAUAUAAGAAGGAGUUAGAUGCUGCGAUUCGAGGGCUCCGAGAGAUGCAUAGGCGGGGUAUCACUGUUCUCCCUGGUGGCGACUACGGCUUUGCUUGGACACCUCAUGGAACAUAUGCCAGGGAUCUCGACCACUUUGUCAGGCUGUUGGGUUUCACACCAAUGGAGUCUAUCAUCGCUGCUACGGCUGGUGUUGCAAAGUUGUUUAUGAGGGAGCAUGAAUUAGGUAAGAUCCAGGAAGGGUUCUAUGCGGACUGUAUUCUGGUUGAUGGGAAUCCACUUGAGGAUAUCACGGUUUUGCAGGAUCAUGAUAAGCUCAAUGUGAUUGUUAUCAAUGGGCGGGUACAUAAGGCUGGUAGGAAAGAGUAUGUCGCACCGCCAGUGGCGGGGCAAGAUGGAAAUAGUCAUGCAAUCGUGCCUGACUUUCCAGAAGUGAAGAAGGAGAUGCAGAAGAACUAUUGAAUGAGGGGUUCUUUGUGAAAAUUAAUGAAUGUAAUAUUUGACCUGCUAGGUGCUUGAUGAAGACCUGUCGUUUCUGUCGCAAGGGUAGUAUUUCCCGGCUUUCUUGUCACUAGCUUCGAUUAAUCAGAACUUCAUAGUAUUUAUUGUAUUGUAAAA
This is a messenger RNA of Cadophora gregata, 1887 nucleotides long. RefSeq lists its product as uncharacterized. The transcript has 5 exons. NCBI's taxonomy places the organism in Eukaryota, Fungi, Ascomycota, Leotiomycetes, Helotiales, Ploettnerulaceae. The record is from RefSeq and is a predicted model, not a curated record. Bases 244 to 1731 code for a protein of 495 amino acids. Gene Ontology annotation, molecular function: hydrolase activity, acting on carbon-nitrogen (but not peptide) bonds.